Culex pipiens pallens (northern house mosquito) is the source of this 2404-nucleotide messenger RNA. RefSeq lists its product as uncharacterized. The record is from RefSeq and is a predicted model, not a curated record. The transcript is spliced from 5 exons. The coding region runs from base 530 to 2227 and encodes 565 amino acids. NCBI's taxonomy places the organism in Eukaryota, Metazoa, Arthropoda, Insecta, Diptera, Culicidae.
UAACCGCGGUGGAUUUUCUUGAAAUAAUUCGAACUGUCAAAAAUCCACCAAAACAUCUACCACAUUGAUCACACAAAAAACUGUGGUAGAAAAGUAUCCACCGGUAGAUCCUUUGGUGGAUUUUUGACAGUUCGAAUUAUUUCAAGAAAAUCCACCGCGGUUAACCAAAUCAGAUUAACAAAAGCCCUCUGGUCUUGAUCUGCCAGCAAUAUGGAGUUUAAUUUUAAUAUUUUUUAAAAUUUUCUUACACUGGUAAUCAACAUUACACACAGUUCAGUUCACUUUUACACACUUGUAUAGGAUUUUUCAGUUCAAGUAUGAUUACACACUUUCGUGUAAUGGAUUACACACUUUCGUGUUAUCAUACUUGAACUAGAAAAUCCAAUGAAAGUGUGUAAAAGUGAACUGAAAAAAGUGUAAUGCUGUUUCUCGAAUGAAUCUUUCACUUCGAUUUAGAUUACCAUUUUUUGGUUAUCCGAGUUAGACUGAAUGAAAUCGUAUGAGAAGUGCUUAAAUUAUUUUGGCAGGUAUGGAUUUUAGUUAUCUGUGCACUUUUUACAAAACGUUCACGGGGUGCUUGUCAUUGAUGCGGAAAAAAACCUGUCGUAUCAUUUGCUUUGCUGCAGUGAAAAAACGUGUUCGUAAAAGUAUGGAUCCUCCGAAAAAAAAACGCAUUCAUGAAAAAGCAAAAAGUGCCAAAUCCGCCGCAGUACUUCAAGCAUGGUUAAAUCGAGGAAAUCCUCGUGAUGGAAGUGCCAGUUCGUGCGAUUUGAACGGAAAUCAACAAGCUUGUGUUUCCCGACAGUCAGCGGACAAGAACGUUGCUUGCACGAGCACAAGGGACAGAAUUGCGUCCGUAGAAAGUCCUCACCCGGCGGAGCUCAAAUGUCCGGAGACCGAUUUCGGUGUCGCAAAACCGGCAGGCACGGACGACGCGAUAAGCACCGAUUUCGGAACAAGUGGUAGUCCUUUUCGGGUGGAGCUCAGCUGUUCGGCUAUCGAUAUUAAUGUUGCGCAGCGGACGGUCACGGAUGGUACGGCCUGCACCGAUACCGAGGUGUCGACUUCAAGAACAAAUGCGAUCGAAACGGAUCGCGAGCUCAACAAGCCAAUCCUGCGCUGGUUUGCAACCGGUUCUGUUCGGAACAAUGAUAAAUCAAUGGAUAAACAUCUCAGAACGGCUCCCGGUGAUUCUCCGCGAUCUACGAAGGCUGUUGGAUCAGCCGCCAGUUACGUUCCGGCCAAUCACGGUGUCCUAACACCGGCAGUCGCGGACGACACGAACAGCUCUGGUUCCGGAAUAAUUGAGUCUACAGCAGGAAAUCUUCACCGGGCGGAGCUCAUAUGUACUAUGACCGAUUUCGGUGUCGCAAAUCCGGCAGGCACGGAGCGGACUGGAAAAAGUGUGCUUUCCGUUGGAUGUCUUUUUCAAGCGGAGCUCGGCUUGACGGCUCCCGGUGAUUCUCCGCGAUCUACGAAAGGUGAUGGAUCAGCCGCCAGUUACGUUCCGGCCGAUCACGGUGUCUUAACACCGGCAGUCGCGGACGACACGACCAGCUCUAAUCCCGGAAUAAGUGAGCCUACCGCAGGAAGUCUUCACCGGGCAGAGCUCAGCUGUACUAUGACCGAUUCCAGUGUCCUAAAUCCGGCAGGCACGGAGCGAACUGGAAAAAGUGUACUUUCCGUUGGAAGUCUUUUUCAAGCGGAGCUCGGCUUGACGGCUCCCGGUGAUGGAUCAGCCGCCAGUUACGCUCCGGCCGAUCACGGUGUCUUAACACCGGCAGUCGCGGACGACACGACCAGCUCUGAUUCCGGAAUAAGUGAGUCUACCGCAAGAAGUCUUCACCGGGCGGAGCUCAGCUGUUCGGCGAUCGAUAAUAAUGUCGCGCAGCGGACAGUCACGGAUGGUACGGCCUGCACCGAUACCGAGGUGUCGACUUCAAGAACAAAUGCGAUCGAAACGGAUCGCGAGCUCAACAAACCAAUCCUGCGCUGGUUUGCAACCGGUUCUGUUCGGAACAAUGAUAAAUCAAUGGAUAAACAUCUCAGAACGGCUCUUGGUGAUUCUCCGCGCUCUACGAAAGCUGUUGGAUCAGCUGCUAGUUACGUUCCGGCCGAUAGCGGUGGCCUAACGGACGACGCAAGCAGCUCUGAUUCCGGAAUAGGUGCUGCUAAUGGAACUCCUCACCGGAAUGUGCUCUACGAAAGCUGUUGGAUCAGCUGCUAGUUACGUUCCGGCCGAUAGCGGUGGCCUAACGGACGACGCAAGCAGCUCUGAUUCCGGAAUAGGUGCUGCUAAUGGAACUCCUCACUGGAAUGUGCUCACGGCCGAUUUCGGUGUUGCGAAGCCGACAGGUACGGUGUCUAAAAAGCGACCAUUUAUUGAAGAUCCAUCGAAAACGAU